AUGUCUGAGGGGACAGUGCCCGCCGUGCCCGGCCUGCCGACUGUUGUUGCGAGUUCAGGGAUUGACGAGGAGACCCUGGGCGAGGGGGCACUCAUCGUCGAGUUGCCUUCUACAUCCAAGUUCGGCAUUGCAUGGCCCUCGGAGCCGUCACCACCCAUUGCGUUACCCCUUGCGGACCGUCCCGUUAUGCUCAGCUCCUCGGAAGGUGAGACCGACGUGUCGGAGGAAGAGCUGAGCCGCCCUGCGAGGAGGAGCGCGCGGACGGUGGAGAGCGAUGAGUCCGAGUUUGCAACACCUACCAACCAUAUGGAUUCAGACCAGAACCCGCUCGACCAAGCUGAGCAUCCCCCUCCACUCCCUCGAUUGUCUCGCGCCUUCUCGAUGCCUCUCCCAUCUCAGCUCGGUUCGUUGCAGAACCCAAGACGGAUCGCUUCGUCACCGUCUGGUGAUGCGCCACUCGCCAUCGGCGAGCUCCCGCCCGAAUGCUGCCAUUUUCAGGAGCUUUCGCUGGAAUUGGCGGACUCGGUACAGAUGGUGAUACAGACGCUACUCCAGCUAUCCCCGCCGCAAGUUCUGGACCCUGCAAAGGAGCAGUUCUCUGCAUGUUCUCUCUCCAUCCCGACGCCCUCCAUAUCUGCUGUGUUUACAUCUAUGAAGAAUCUAAAUUACAUGUCUGCCAACAUGUCCGCCCUCAGCCUCGAUCCUCCCACUCAGUCGGCAGCAACAGGCGUGGGCGAACGUCACAGUAUGUCCUCCACAUAUAGUGACUUUGACGUUGGUGAGAUGUUGCAGAGCGUGGGUGAUGCGUUGAGCGGUGUAGCAGCGCAAGCGGGUGUGGAUCUGGUUUUAUUUCACGGUGAUGUGGGGCUAAAGUAUGUCGGGGUGAAAGGAGAUGAAGGCGGCAUCUCGUAUACGUUGUCUCAUGUGGUCCGACAAAUCAUAGGAACAGCGCAUCCUGGAGACACCGUUGAGAUCGGGCUGUUCCUGGAACCUGUGCCCGAUUCCGAUACUACAGUUCUGCCUUGUGAAUGCUCGUCUCCCUCCUGUGGGGAGGACAAAACGUUACGCUGUGUCUUCCACAUCAAUCAUUCACGUGUUGCAUCAGAAUGGGCAAGCUCGACAGAGGAAAGUGCCGGCAGCUCUCCUGUUUCCCCGACAUCGCCAUCUUUCAGACCACAACCAUCCUUUAAGACCCUUUUCCUCCGCCGUUUGCUUAGCCAUGUAGGCGCCUCCCUGGAGACAGAUGUGGAGCCGAAAGGCCUCACUCCUGGCCGUCCCGUCGAGCUAUCUAUCGAAUUAGAGCGCGGUUCCCCGAAUGUUGUAAACCCCGUUAUCAAUACCUUUCCAGAUGAAUCGGCUUUCAUUGGGAACCCGGAGCUGAAGAUUUCGCAUGAGCCCACCAUGGGACAGCUGGUUCGUUUCGCUGAGGGGCUCCGAGGGAAGAAGGCAACGCUGUACGCAAACCCGAAAGGUGCCUUUGCUCGUCACCUCACGAGCUAUCUCACUACCUGGGGCAUGGACGUCAGCCCGGUCUCCACAGAGCCAGAUGCUGAUGCCAUGUCUGAGAAUGGCGCGCCGGUGGUGGACCCGGCGUCGAGUCCUCUGUCAGGAAGGGACGACACACCACUGCCUACAGUGCCGGAACAAGCUCCUGGGGUGGCUUCCUCUGCGAAUGGGAGCAGUGGCGCGGAUAUAGCAGCGUUCGUCCUCAUUGACGAUGAUGUUAGCAUAUUACGAAGCAAGUUGCAGAAGAUCAAGGCCGAACAAGCGUAUCCGCUGCAUCUACAUACGAGGAAACGACCCUCUCUCGCCGCCAAUCACCGUCCACGUUCUUCACCGCAGGUCGCUCGUGUCAUGGGGCUUACUGCUUCCUCUACUACAUCUCUCGCGUCCCCUCCUGUUAUUGUCCAUUUUACUUCACUGUCCAACUUCAAACUUGUGAGGGACGCGAUUCAAUCCGAUCUGAUCCCCGGGUUUGGCAAUACAUCGCGCCUUCCGGAGGUCUUAGUGAUACCGAAGCCCGCGGGUCCACGGCGAUUAUUGACAGCAUUACAUACCGCCAUGACAAAACCGGUUGUGGACCCGUUCUUCUACCCCAUUGCUACUUCUCCUAUAAGUCCCGGGUUCCACGCUAUGAGUCCUUUCUUCAACACGUCUGGUGCAGCAAGGUCACCUGGCGGACGGUCAAACACGAGCAUCCGCACCGCUUCCGAUAAGUCGGCAAGAUCGCCGAAGGAAUACCCUGCCUCGUCACCACGCGGUGCCUCGGACUCGACGGAGUAUUUCUCCAAUGCUGACACGGCGGCGAAGCUUGGUGCUGUUCCCGCCUCGGGACUAGUCAUUCAAAGCCCCAACGGCCAGCCUGCUGGGAUAUUCUUUCAUCCCAAGCCGAAGAACGCGAAGGGUGCAUUGCAAUCACCUCAAAGCGAGCGUGCGGCUGCUCAAUACGAUUCUCCGGGUCGCUCUCAUGGCAUUUCAUUCCGCCGUACACCAGACAAUGAAGCUAAAGGCGGCUUGACUGUUGGGACCGCGGACAUUGCUCGACGUGGACCACGCUCGCCUGCAGGAGCGAGCGUCGAGGCUAGUGCCGAACGUGACGAUCCGUUCGGCAGUCAGUCGAAGGGCAAGGGACGACAUGCGGUCUACGAAGGUCUCGCUCCGCUGUCUCCCGCGGAAAGCCCAAUAACCGCCGGGUUGGUGGGGUCGCCCAUAAGGGAGUCAUCGACGUCAAGUGCACGGACACCUACCAGGAAGUCGAUACAGUCAGAUAACCUCGCGAGACAUGCGUCGGGCGCGCCGGUAUCCCCGUCCCGUGCAGUACCCGCUCCACCCUUGCGGCGUCCACGAAGGCCGAAGUUCGAGAAUACCGCCUCCGCGCCCGCUGCCGUGCAGAAGAAGGGGAAACCGACUGACACGAAUAUUGUGCCGCCGAUUAGCGUCCUUAUCGUUGACGAUAACCCGAUCAAUCAGACCAUUCUCUCGACAUUCAUGAAAAAGAAAAAGAUUAAGUAUGACGUUGCGCAGAAUGGAGAGGAAGCUGUUGACAAAUGGCGCAGCGGUGGCUUCCACUUGAUUCUGAUGGAUAUACAGAUGCCUGUCAUGGAUGGUAUUGCGGCUACGAAGGAGAUCAGACGGAUGGAGAAGCUCAGUGCAACAGGGGGGUUCCCGACGACACCUGGUUCCGAAGGUCAAAGCACCCCUUCCGACACUUCGACUAGCGAAUCGCGCUCGUCGACGACGUCUACCCCUCCGUAUAGAUCGUCCGUUAUUAUUGUCGCUUUGACCGCCUCAUCAUUACAGAGUGAUCGUGUGGCCGCUCUAGCUGCUGGGUGUAACGACUUCCUGACGAAGCCAGUCUCGCUCCAUUGGCUCAACAGCAAGAUCAUUGAGUGGGGCUCCAUUAAAGCGUUGCAGAUGUGGGCAGAUAUCCGACCUGAGUUCGUCAAGAGCAUAUCGUCCGGACAAGCCGUGCAGGCUCAGCAUGUUGCACGUCGGUUGCAUGUACCACUGGGCCGGUCUACUCCUACACACUCGCGUAGUCGUUCCUCGAGCACUUCACGGAAGGUGAUCUCGCGCGAGGGCGUAGCCGCCGCGGCGAGAGGCCUCAUUGGAGAGGACAAGACGAUCACACCGAACACCCCCAUCCAUGAUGAUUCUCCCGGUGCAUUGCCCAAUGACUCGUCUAGAAUCACCGCUUCUGUCUCCGAGCCCUUGGCGCCUGGUCCAGCCGAACGUGUGGCGGACAUUGAAAUACCGGCGGCAAAUGGUCCUUCUGCGCAAUCAGAAGGCGUGCUCGUUAUUCCCAGUAUGGAUCUUCCGGGGAUGAUGCAGUCUGUUGAGGACACGAUGCCGUCGGCGGAGCACUCUGGCUGUGCAGAACCACCAAAUACUCGGGCAACGCCGUUCUCCGGUCCCUCGGAACGCUUUGCGAAUGCAAAUGAUGGAGAAUUUGAAGAAAAAGAUGCAUCGCCAGCGGUGGAUGACUCACCACCGCUUCGUCACGACAGCAAUCCGCCGCAACCGCCGCCAGAACCGCAAUGA
Messenger RNA from Laetiporus sulphureus 93-53, 4041 nucleotides. RefSeq lists its product as uncharacterized. Lineage: Eukaryota; Fungi; Basidiomycota; Agaricomycetes; Polyporales; Laetiporaceae. The transcript is spliced from 6 exons. Bases 1 to 4041 code for a protein of 1346 amino acids. Gene Ontology annotation, biological process: phosphorelay signal transduction system. The record is from RefSeq and is a predicted model, not a curated record.